AUGGCCGAGCACAACAAGCACAGACCGGCACACGGACACGUUCUUUUCUUUUUUUUUCCUUUUUAUUUUUCCUUGUUUUUGUUGUCUCACUUUUUAUAUAAUGCGCGUCCUCCACGCCAGCCAAAAAUCUUCCCCUUCCUUCCCUUCUCUUCACAAAAAUUUUCUUCUUCUUCGUCCUUUUACUCUCUUCCCUAUAAAUAUAUUUACUAACCCCCCCCCCUUUAAAAACAAUUUACAAAACACACUCUGCUUCCGACUGUC
This is a messenger RNA of Meloidogyne enterolobii, 261 nucleotides long. NCBI's taxonomy places the organism in Eukaryota, Metazoa, Nematoda, Chromadorea, Rhabditida, Meloidogynidae. The record is from the annotation of a GenBank genome assembly.